AUGUCCAAGGACCCCAAGACUCAGUUGAAUCACUUCUGCCAGAGGUACUGCCAGCGACCUGUAACGAAGAGUGAUAUAUCCUACACCACCAACAAGUUUGGAAAUCAGUACCAAGCGAUCGUUAAGCUCGAUUGCAUUCAGGGCCAGGAGUAUGCUGGACAUCUCUGCAUCAAUCAAAAAGAUGCAGAAAAGUCUGCUGCGGAGCAGGCUGUCAUGGCUUUCUCGUCACAGAUGGCUGUGUUGAAGCCGCCCGUGCAGAGGGACAAGAAGAGGAAGCCCCGAACACCGGAAGAGAUUGCUGAGCGCAAGGCCAAGCAAGAAGCUGAGGGCAAUCCAGCAAUCACUCCAAAAACGCUGUUGAACGCCUUGGUCAUGAAAAUCGCGAAGCGCUAUCUCCAGAAGGGCGAGACGGUUUACGAGACGAAGACCUACAAUGGCGGUGGGCAUCAGGCCACAGUCAAGCUUUCUGCGCUGCCGGGGGAGUGGAGCGAGCGAAUGUGGGCCGGACAUGUCUGCACUACGAAGCAGAAGGCAGAGCAAAGUGCUGCAGAGAUUGCGCUGGAAUCGAUCAAGCAGGACAAGGAACUCAUGGAAGAAGCUGACAAGCCGAAAGGCUUCGGCAAAGGCGGCAAGGGCAAGGGCAAAGGCUUUAUGUGGGAUCCCUGGCAGUGGGGAUGGAUGUGGGGCAUGCCCUCGAGCGAACUUCCGCGCAAAGAUGUUCUCACGGAGUCCAUCACUGGUGAAGUCAUUGAAUGGAAGGAGUCGCACGGCUGGAUUAAGGCAGACGUCGAACUCGACCACAAGGCGGCAUCUCGUCGCGAGGGCAAAAUAUUUGUGGGGAAGUCCGACGCUCCGGAGGAUGGACUGGUAGCUGGUGCAAAGGUGAGCUUCACGGUGUAUGAGGUUGACGUGGCCCCAAGCCAGAUAGUUGACGUAAUUAUCGUUCAGGUUCUGAAUAUCCACGUGCUUCGUUCUGGUAAGUCCAGAGAUGGCUGCCGGAGUUUCCUCUCAUUGUACUAUGCCAGCCAUGGCGACACAUGUCACCAAGGCCAUGCCUCUCCGAUGGCCAUUUUGCCCAGCGUUCAUAGGCUGGGUGCUUCGGUGCUUCCUAAGGGAAGACUUCACCGAAGAUCGCCUCAGCUGUGCGACGGGAGCGCUGAUGCCGAGAAGGACGGAGGAGACAAGAAAGAAGCCAAGAAGUUGAAGAAAAUCAAAAAGAAAGCAAAGAAGGAGGCCAAAAAAGCCAAGAAAGCUGCAAAGAAGCUGAAGAAAAUGCAGAAGCUCGUUCAAAAGAAGAAGGACGGCAAAAGCAGCAAAGGAAUCAAGAGCGAUUCAAGCAGUGAUUCCUCAAGCUCAAGCAGCCUUCCAUUCGUGAUGGACAUGGACUUCUCGUCGUCUGGCAAGGAGCUUGAUCCCCGAAAUCCAGAUUCCAGGAUCCAGCGAGCCCUAGGCCUGACUUGCGGGGCCUUCUCUUUCAUCGAACGGAAAGAUGAUGAGGAGGUGUACAAAGAUGGACGCAAGGCGAAAUACAAGGAGGGCGAAGAUCAGAGCAAAGACUGGAUUUGCUUACGGUCGAAAGCAAACGGGGAGCCGUGUGGGGAAAGAAAUUUCCCACGCAACGAGAAGUGCUUCCGAUGUGGAGGUUUGAGGCAGAACACUGCCCCUCUUGUGAGAGACUACAAUCC
Symbiodinium sp. CCMP2456 is the source of this 1685-nucleotide messenger RNA. NCBI's taxonomy places the organism in Eukaryota, Dinophyceae, Suessiales, Symbiodiniaceae. The record is from the annotation of a GenBank genome assembly.